Molecule: messenger RNA, 2283 nt
Organism: Halichondria panicea
Lineage: Eukaryota; Metazoa; Porifera; Demospongiae; Suberitida; Halichondriidae
Product: large subunit GTPase 1 homolog
Exons: 14
Coding region: 924-1895 (323 amino acids)
Biological process (GO): DNA integration; DNA recombination; ribosomal subunit export from nucleus
Cellular component (GO): membrane; cytosol
Molecular function (GO): transmembrane transporter activity; GTPase activity; DNA binding
Source: RefSeq, a predicted model, not a curated record
AAGCUGGCUAAGUAGAUCUAGCUAGCUAGCAUUCUGUCAGUUUGCUGAGCUCUGUGGUCAUGAGCCAGUGUGGAAGAGACUGAGAGAGAGGUGGAAGCCUAGUCUGGGCAAAAACAGAAAUCGAAGAAAAGCCUGAAAAGGCAAGCUUGGGUCACUAUGGAAACCGAGCAUCUAAACGAACUGUUUAAGUCCCAGUGCCAUUGCUGGAAUCCGAAUCGAGAAUAUGCGGCUGUAGAUGAAAACAAAUCUUGCAACGUAUAUAGAGCAGCAUGAAACCAAAAGCAUUUUUGAGUGAUGACAGAAAGACACUCGACUGUUAACUGGAGAGGAGCUGGUUGAACUACUGCUGUCUGUCAGUCAGAUACACUCACCACAAUGGGGGAAUGCAUGGUGAGGUAUAUACCCCAAUGAUGGCAAGAGCUCCACCAUCAAUGCCCUCAUUCAGUGCAAGAAGGUCCCAGUGUCUGCCACUCCUGGGAGGACGAAACACUUUCAGGAGGAAAUGCUUACAGUCAUGUGAGGAGUCCGGGUGUCCUCUACCGGAAAUUGUCGGAGGACGGGACUCUUCUCUGCCAUCUCAGCUUCAUCAAUUAACAACCACACUAUUGCUAGGAUACAAGAUAUUUACGCUACUCCCACUCUUGUUCUCUCAGUCAAGAAAGUACUGAACUCUCUCGAAGCAUAUAGCCAUUGCUCAAUGUGUUAGGAGUUCAUUAUUAGUACAUGUGCAUGCACUGUGUGCAUCUCAUAGAAUCAGCAUUCCCGUCUUUUGUCUUUUGUCAUUAUUUCACAGUCAUGAGCAUGGAUGGCAUAAUAGUUAUGAGUACAUAAUUUGCUCAAAAAAUUAAUGGCAUAAUAAUGGCUAGCCUCGAUUCCAAACGCUUCUCAAAAUCCAGGCUAAGCAAAGAAGGGUGUGGCUGCGCAUGGGUGUUGCUUUACCCUCGUGUAGUCAGCUCAGCAAAACAAACACAGAUCUACAGUUGAGACAUGAGUCAGAGUCAACCUGGAAAGAAAGGUGGGAAGACUGGUCUAGGGAAGGCCAUCAUCAAGGACAAAAACAGAAGGAGAAGAGGUGCUGGAAAAGCCCAGGCAGACAGUUGGUUGAGUUGGAGGAUGGGUACGAGUGGGGUCACCUGAACCUCCGCUCUGUGACUGAGGAGAGUAGGUUGGACGAGUUCCUCAACACCGCUAAACUGGCAGGAACUGAAUUCACAGCAGAGAAGCUGAAUAUACGGGUGGUGGACUUUAGUGUUUACACGGGUCUGCCCAGUGCAUCAGAGUAUGCAGAGAUCGAGCAAGCUCAGAAAGAUCAUCAAGAGUUCCUAUGCAUCCCCAGAAGGCCUCACUGGGACUCCACGACAACAAGAAAAGAGCUGGACCAGUUGGAGAGGGACUCAUUCCUAGAGUGGAGGAGGGGCCUCGUGGUGCUGGAGGAGAACGAGAAGUUGGUCCUCACUCCAUUUGAGAGGAACCUCGAGUUCUGGAGACAACUGUGGAGGGUCAUCGAGAGAAGUGAUGUGGUGGUGCAGAUCGUUGAUGCACGAAAUCCUCUUCUCUUCCGAUGUGAAGACUUGGAGAAGUAUGUGAAGGAAAUAAAGUCUGAGAAAGUGAAUGUAGUGCUCAUCAGCAAGUCCGACCUAUUAACACUCAAGCAACGGCAAGAAUGGCUCAAGUACUUCACUGAAGACUGUCCGUCCCUUACUGUGGCAUUCUGGUCUGCUACCAUGGAAACUGAGCGGCUGCAACAACUCGAGCUGUUGAAUUCACUAAGUCCGAGUCCCGUGCUGGAAUCAGGAUCAGAACCUGGCUCCGAGUCUAAUCUAGUCGCCAUGACUCUACCUCCUCUGAUGAAUGUGCAAUGGAUGACCAGACAGUCACCGUCAAUGACACCAUAGAUACUUCAACAAUCGAAACCCAAGGCACGAACUUUGCAGUAGAGCCAGCACUUGGUGAAAUUGAAGCUAAGAAGCCUCCAGUUGAAAGUGUUAGACCUUCAGUUUGAAGAUCGAGACCAUUCUGAUUCAAAAAUGAGUGAUGACGAUGAAGAAGGAGACACUCGACUGUUAACUGGAGAGGAGUUGGUUGAACUACUGCUGUCUGUCAGUCCAGUACAAGACGGGGGGCUCACUACAGUGGGAAUGAUGGUGUAAUAUGGGCUCGAGAAGAUGCCCUGGGAGCCGCAGUUGCUGUGGAGAUGUUAGACUUACCAGCUGGCCAGUCAGAGAAGAUCGAGAGCUUUGUAGAGAUGACCAAAUCUAAAGUCAACCCUCUCAAAGUGGCCAC